Guillardia theta CCMP2712 is the source of this 2499-nucleotide messenger RNA. RefSeq lists its product as hypothetical. NCBI's taxonomy places the organism in Eukaryota, Cryptophyceae, Pyrenomonadales, Geminigeraceae. The coding region runs from base 1 to 2499 and encodes 832 amino acids. The transcript is spliced from 22 exons. The record is from RefSeq and is a predicted model, not a curated record.
AUGAUUGUAACUUACGAAGAUGAGAUUCGGCAUAUGCAAGAUACGCAUGAAGCUUCGAUACGGUUGAUUGAGUCUCGAAAGCGCCAGCCUUCUGUGCAAGCGGUAGACCUGGAUCACUUCUUGAAUGAAUGCUUCAUCGCCAUGGCGUCUGUGGAUGGGACGGUGAGCAUGGAGGACUUCUCGGACUUCUUGAAGAGAGCUGGCGCGAUGGGCCAGCAGCAGCUGACAUUGCCAGACCUACAAGUAUUGGUGUUCGGGUCCGACGAAGCAGCACGAGCAGCAGGCAGAGUGAACGGGCUCUCAAUCACUCGAUUCAAGAACGCCAUGGCGAAUCUCGCAAAGUUGAGAUUCGCUGAGGAGGCAGAAGAAGACUUCCAGACGCUGUUUCAACUCUGGGUAGAGACCUCGCUCGUUUCUGCCCUUCACAAGUCUAAAUUCUUUGAGCAACCCAAGGCCAAGAGUCCUCCCGCAGCAACCAAGAAUGCGAGAGAGAAGAAAGCGGUUGCGCCGGAGGAGAGCAACAACGUGAUCUGUGUGCAGAGAUAUGACGAAGAGGCGAUAGCGCAAGCUCUUGUUGCCUUCGUUCCUAAACGCGAAAGCCUCCAGCGCAUUCUUGACCACUAUCACAAACUCUCGCUGCAGGAGAAGUUGGAGAAACAGACCCAGACUUGUUCACAAGAUGAUGGCAACUUCACAAGGAAUGUCUUCUCCACUUUCCUUUCAGACUUUGAGAUCCAUCCAAAGCACCUCUCCCGCCGAGAAGUGAAAGAGAUCUACAACUUCUGCUUCGUGCAAGGCAGCUCUGAACAUACAACUUACGUCAAGUUCAACCUGACUCUUGCUCACCUCGCCCUCAAGUUCCCUUCCUCUUCUUGCUCCACUCUUUGCCUGACCGCAAUGGGCAGAAUCUUCGGCAAAAGCCAGCUCCCUUUCGAUUGCUCGCAAUCGCUGCUGCUGCACAUGCAUGGCUCGCAAGUUAGCGCCGAAGAUAUCUCCCCGGGCGACCACGACCUCAGGCUGACUUCACCUUCCAAAUCUCCUGACUCUCAAAUUUGGAGCAAAGAGAACAUGGAACUUUGGCAAAGGCUGCAAGAUCAAGACAACAUCCAGAAAGCCAAGAUUGUGAAGGAGAAGGCGAUUAGCAAAGUGACUGAGGAGGCAGAAAUGCAAAAGACUCCGGCGUUGACUACAGCGGCUAAGGAGCUGAAGUUGCUCCGUCCUCCUGCUCUCUGUCCAAAGAGCUUGGCGAUCGUAGAAGCUAAGGGGAGCGCGAGGAAGGCGGACUGGGUUGAGAGGCUGUUGACGUAUGGGGAAGAAUACAAGAAGCUCAAGGAGCAGAGGAAGGAGCAGCUUGAGGAGGCGAUGAAGGGAGGAAAACCGCAGAUCGAUAAAAUCUCCGACCAUAUCGCCUCGUCAAGGGAGCUCGAAGACCCGAAGUCGUACGUUGACAGGCUGUACGAGAAUUUCUUCGAGCGUCAAAAAUCUCUCGAGAAGCUGAAGGAAAAGAUUGUACAGGAGUCGUUGAAAGAUCAGAAGACAGGACAGGAGUUUUUCAACCCCAAGAUUAAUCAGCGAUCAGACAAGCUUGCCAGCCUGCAGAGGUUCAGCGAUUUCGUGCAAGCUUCACUUGCUUGGAACGCCGAGAAGUUGUCGAAGCAACAAAUUUCUUCUUUCGGUCCGGUUUGUGAUGAGCAAACUAAGUUGACAAAAUCAAAGGUGGAGGCGAUGAAGCGUGCGAGAGAAGUAGACAUUUCGAAGGUUGUCAAGUUGAAAAAGCUCUUCAAGAAUGCCUCACAUUUCCUCCAGCUUGCUGCAAAGCCGAAAAUCAACAAGAGGAGCCGGGAGAUCGCGAUGAAGAAGCAAGAAAACGGAGAAGAAGAUACUAAUGUCAAGCUCAACGUCGAGAGAUCGAGCUCGAGGGACAAACUUCCCGUUGACGAGAAGGGACAGAAAGACGGAGGAGAACAGAACUUCCGUCCCCACAUCAACCAGCGCUCUCGUCUACUUGACUCGAUGGCGAGAAACGGAGAUGGUACAAACAGGUACGAUCAGUUGUACAGUUACCAUCAGUUGUACGAAAGUCGCCGCAAGGAGCUCGGGGAUCGAGUGAGAGCAGAUGAAGAGAAAGAAUGCACUUUCUCUCCGUACACGAAUCAGUCGAAGAGUGCAAGCAGGAGCCAUCGGAAGAUGUUGUUCAGCGCUGAAGAUGAGCUUCAGAAAAGCUUCUUUGGCUUGGAAGAGGGCGGGUGGUUGCAGGGAGACAAAAACGUCGAGGAUGCCCUGAGCCAACUUCAAACGUCACUUUCAAGAUUGUACGCGUCCGAGAGUCAGCUCGCAACACCCAAGACAGGAUUGAGCGUAUCAUGGCAGGACCUGGAGAGAAUUCCAGUAUUGGAUGAAGACAACGUGGUUGCGAUAUCCAUCUACGACAAGCAGCAAGAAGCGUUGAGAUCUCCUGCUGCGCAUGGGCCCUCCAUCAAGAGCAGGUCGCCGAAAUGA